Sparassis crispa is the source of this 534-nucleotide messenger RNA. RefSeq lists its product as hypothetical. Lineage: Eukaryota; Fungi; Basidiomycota; Agaricomycetes; Polyporales; Sparassidaceae. Bases 1 to 534 code for a protein of 177 amino acids. Gene Ontology annotation, molecular function: JUN kinase phosphatase activity. The transcript has 4 exons. The record is from RefSeq and is a predicted model, not a curated record. Gene Ontology annotation, biological process: regulation of MAP kinase activity; dephosphorylation. Gene Ontology annotation, cellular component: cytoplasm.
AUGAAGGCCACAAUACCGACAGAUCGUCGCACUCAAUUAAUGUACUCAAAAUUCGCUGCCAGAACUCCCUCGCCACUGAGGAGUGAGAUUAUGCCGGGCGAAGAACCACAAAAGCCCUCUACGCGGAGAACUCACUCGAAAUCAAGUGCACGUUCAGAGCAGCGCAAAUCCCGUGCAACAUCUACAAGGACAUCGUCGCUAGAUGACUAUCAACCACACGCCUGCGAGAUCGUACCCGGGUUCCUCGUAAGCGACACACACACUGCUACAUCGCCCGAAAUACUCGACGAGCUCGGCGUCACGCACAUGAUUUCCCUCAUGCGCGACGGCGAGCCGUCGUACACGCCCGAUAUUAACCACGUCUGCAUCCCCAUCGAUGUCACGGCACAGUCGAAACUCAUCCAAUCCUUCGACUGCGCAGUAGUGUGGAUUGCAACUGCGAUGCGUGCUCGCGGGACCGUGCUCGUGCAUUGCAUGUGGGGGACGAGUCGCACAACGCGGUCGCCGUCGUCAGAUCGAGGCGUGCUGUCCUGA